This is a messenger RNA of Serinus canaria (Common canary), 2278 nucleotides long. It is a transcript of the gene C8B, whose product is annotated as complement C8 beta chain. The record is from RefSeq and is a predicted model, not a curated record. The transcript is spliced from 12 exons. Bases 129 to 1853 code for a protein of 574 amino acids. Gene Ontology annotation, biological process: immune response. Gene Ontology annotation, molecular function: protein binding. Gene Ontology annotation, cellular component: membrane attack complex. NCBI's taxonomy places the organism in Eukaryota, Metazoa, Chordata, Aves, Passeriformes, Fringillidae.
AUCUGCUGUUUGCAGGGGGGCAGAGCAGCUCUGCAGUUCCUCUUUUUGUGCUUGAACCCUGUUCAAGCCCCCACAGCAGGCAGGGUGGGUUGUUGGUGGUGUGGGACCUGCAGCAGUACCUCGGAGCGAUGAGCAUCCAACUGCUGCUGCUGCUCUGUGCCGUGCUGGGCACCCACACUGCUCAUGGCUCUGGUGGCCAGGAGUCCCCGAGCCCCAGAGUGGCCAGGGGCAGGCACGCCCGCUCCGCGAGUAUCCCGCCUCAGCCCCGCGACUGCAUCCUCUCCUCCUGGUCCUCCUGGAGCAAGUGUGACCCCUGCCAGAAGAAAAGGUACAGAUUUGCCCGCCUGGAACAGCCCUCUCAGUUCAGUGGAGAUCCCUGUGAUGGCUCUGACAGGGAAGCUGAGGAGUGUGUCACAAACAGCCCUUGCAGGAGCAGAGCUCGCUGUGAUGGGUUUGUCUGUGCAGUUACAGGUAGGUGCAUUGCACGGAGGCUGCUCUGCAAUGGGGAUGACGACUGUGGGGACCAAUCAGAUGAGAAAAACUGCAAAAAAGUGUUCAGGAAAUGUGACCAGAAGAUGGAAGAGUACUGGGGAAUAGAGAACCUGGCAAAAGGGUUGAAUAUCUUCACAAACAGCUUGGAGGGGCUGGUCCUAGAUCACAGGUACUAUGCUGGGGGAUGCUCUCCCCAUUACAUCAGAGACACCAGGUUCAGGAAGCCCUACAACGUGGAAAGCUACACACCAGAGACCAAAGGCAAAUAUGAAUUUACAAUGACUGAAUAUGACUCCUACUCAAAUUAUGAAAGCACUGUCCUGAAGGCAAAAGCCACGCAGUCAAGCUUCAGUGUCGGUAUAAAAAUACCAAAAGUGUUUGAACUUGGUUACAAUUCAAAUGACAUGAGGUUCAAGAAGUUCAUGCAGAGGAUGAAAAGAUUUUCUUCAAGUUCCAGCAAGUUCCUCCACGCCCGUGCUGAGCUGGCUGUUGGUGUUUACAAGCUGAAGCCCCGGGCCCUGAUGCUGCACCACGAGUUUGCGCGGCGGCUGCGGCGGCUCCCCGCCGAGUACAGCUACGGGGAGUACCGGGAGCUGCUCCGGGACUUUGGGACACACUUCAUCCAGGAGGCCACCCUUGGGGGCAUCUAUGAGUACACCUUGGUCAUGAACGGCCACGAGCUCCAGAAGGCAGGUUAUUCUCUGAGAGAUGUCCAGAAAUGUGCACAGAAGGGCUUUAACAUUGCUGUGAAUCUUGAUAAAUUCUCUGUGGGGCUUGGAGUAGAUUCAGCUGGCUGUAAAGCCCUUUUGAAAGAGAUUGGAGACAGCACUGCCAGGAAGCAGUUUGUGGAGGAUUUCCAGGUGCUGGUCCGUGGAGGAGCAAGUGAAGACAUCACCACCCUGGCCCACAAGGACCUGCCCACGGCCCAGCUCAUGCAGCAGUGGGGAGAUGCUGUGCAGUACAACCCUGAGAUCAUAAAGCUGAAGGCAGAGCCACUGUAUGAGCUGGUGACUCCCUCUGACUUGGCUGAUUCCAUGAAAAUAAAGGAGAACCUGCGCCGGGCUCUGGAUGAGUUCCAGCUGGAGAGCAGCUCCUGUCGCUGUGCUCCGUGCCAUGGGAAUGGCAUCCCCUUCCUGAGAGGAGCAGAGUGUGAGUGCCUGUGUCCCCUCGGCGCCCGCGGCACCGCCUGUGAGAUCAGCAGGAGCCAAGAUGCUGCUGUCAAUGGAGGCUGGGGGUGCUGGGCCAGCUGGUCCCCGUGUUCAGGAGGUCAGAGGACAAGAAGGAGACAGUGCAACAACCCUGCCCCCCAGAAUGGUGGCUCCUCCUGCUCAGGGCCAGACUCUGAGACAGCUCCUUGCUAGGAGGAAUCAGCAGGGACUCACACAAAGCUGAUGGCCAGACUGCUUGGGAAGGCAUCACCUCACUGGCUGUCUGAGCUGGGUCUGACCCAAAUCAGAAACAUUUCAGGAGCCACUGGGAGCUGGGAGGGUGCUAGGAGCCACACCUUUGGAUGUGCAGUUGUCCCGUGGGAUUGAAUGUGCUUACUGACCUCAAUAUUUUGCCUUUUCCCCGUGUUUGUUGCAGUGGGCUAAAUGAGACAAGCUUUAUCUCUGUCUGCAUUUGGUAGCUGCAUGAUUUCAAAUUGUACUGUCUUGUUGUUGAAGGUUCCUUUGAGAUAAGAAGAGACACUUUGAUCUUACAUGCAGCAGGGUGUGCACUGAUGCACAGCUCCUGUGUCGUGUGGAGCAGAAUCCAGCACAUUAAAGCCUAAAUCUCAGUGAGCACA